Molecule: messenger RNA, 645 nt
Organism: Cucurbita pepo subsp. pepo (vegetable marrow)
Lineage: Eukaryota; Viridiplantae; Streptophyta; Magnoliopsida; Cucurbitales; Cucurbitaceae
Product: C2H2 and C2HC zinc fingers superfamily protein
Cellular component (GO): U12-type spliceosomal complex
Molecular function (GO): nucleic acid binding; zinc ion binding
Source: RefSeq, a predicted model, not a curated record
UUUUUGUUGUUUAAUUUGGAGGAAGAAGAGAAGAAAGAAGAAGCAGAAGAAAGAAAGAAGAUGCCACUCGGAAAAUAUUACUGCGACUACUGCGAGAAGCAAUUCCAAGACACUCCGUUUGCUCGAAAGCGCCAUCUUCAAAGCCUCUCCCAUCACAAGGCCAAAGCUCUCUGGUUCGACUCCUUCAGAGACUCCAAUCAACCUCUCUCUCAUGCCUUUCCAACACGCCUCUCUAACCGAUUCCUCACUACGGGCUUUUGCCACUACGGUGAUUCUUGCAACUAUUUUCACUCCAACAACAAUCCGCAGUACUCCAGUUCGCACCCGAUUGCAGGUUUUCCGGAGAAUAAUCAAGCCCCAAAUGUUCCGGUGAACCAAUUCAUGGAGGGCAGUUCGUUGACAGGUAGUUUAGAUAGAUUGAGAACAUCAUGGGGAAAUUUACCUCCAUCAUUGAUGCCUCCUCCAGAGGGUGGUUACCCACCUCUCCCUUUUGUAGAUUGGGGAUAAUCCACGAAUCAGUUACUGCAUUUAGUUGCACCACUUAUGUGGAGAUUAUGGUGCUCUAAACUCGUUCGAGAUCGGCACUGACAUAAUGUAAUAUGAGGAGAGUUAAUGAAGCAAAUAAAAGAACACCUAAUUCCAAGA